Molecule: messenger RNA, 2247 nt
Organism: Gaeumannomyces tritici R3-111a-1
Lineage: Eukaryota; Fungi; Ascomycota; Sordariomycetes; Magnaporthales; Magnaporthaceae
Exons: 3
Coding region: 165-1823 (552 amino acids)
Biological process (GO): ribosomal small subunit biogenesis; ribosomal large subunit biogenesis
Cellular component (GO): nucleolus
Molecular function (GO): DNA binding; RNA binding
Source: RefSeq, a predicted model, not a curated record
CUCAACCAUUGCCGCCGCGACCACCAUCCAACCGCCUCCAUCCAAGCUUCCUGGCCUGGCUGUGCCUGUGCGAGACAUCUCACGACCAGAGUCGGCGACAUUGUCGCCUCUCCACCGGAGCACGCUCUUCUAUCGUCCUCACCAGGCGAACGGGCUCGAGCGCGAUGGCGGACUCGGAUUUGCAGGAGCGGCUCCGCGAGUCUGCGAAGGCUUUUGAUGGUCUGCUAUCGCUAAUACCCGCCCAGAUCUACUACGGAGAGGGCACAAACGAGCAAUGGAAGAGGACGAAGCAAUCCAAGGCCGAGAAGAAGGCCGCCAAGCUUGGAAAGCUUGACCCCGACAGCGAAAAGAACCGAACCGCCAUGGAGGUCCUAGAGGAGCGUGCUCGAAACAAGCGGAAGCUGCAGGAGCUCGAGCAGCGCGACGACGGAUCCGACGGCGCCGGCGAUGACCAGGGAGCGGACAACGACAGUGUUCAAUUAGAAGGCAUCGAGCUCGAGCAGCCACUUAAAAAGCAGAAAACUGCCGAUGAGGAUGAGGAUGACGAAAAGCCCGAUACUGCCUUGUCAGAGGCUACCCCCGCCGAGACCGACGCUUCCGUGCCCCUUUCCACUCUGUCAGCCAAAGAGCAAAAGAAGCUGCUCAAAAAGCAGAAAAAGCAAGAGAAAAAGUCUGCCAAGGUCAACGGAUCCAAAGAAGAGGACACCACAUCCAGGGAAACAGUAUCAAACCCAGCACCGCAACCAGAAUCUGCGCCUCUCGAGGCCUCCCCUGAGCUCAGGCCAUCCACCGAGGUUGAUGAUUCGAAGGCUUCCCCUGACAGCGAGAUGGAGACUGAGGAGAUCCCCGGACUAUCGACAAAGGAGCACGAGGUACCGUCGCAAUCGCCAUCAGUAUCAUCCCAGUCUACAUCACCCGUGUUCGACGAUGACCAGACAGCACACAAGGGCUCGCUGGAGACCGCCAGCGUUGCAACAUCGAUAGCAUCAGCCACCCCAUCAGAGAAGCCAAAGCACGCAAAGCUCCCCGCUAGCUCGUCAGAUGCAUUCAAAGCGCGCCUGGCCGCAAGGAUCGAGGAGCUCAGGAAGGCGCGGAAGGCGGAUGGCACCGAUGGCCGGCCACCCCAGACACGACAGGAGCUCAUCGAGUCGCGGCGCCAGAAGCAGGCCCAGCGUAAGGCGCACAAGAAGGAAGUCCGCCGGUUGGCAAAAGAGGAGGAGGACCGCAAACGCGAAGAAGCGCUGGUUAGUGCACGAACCUCACCAGGUGGUUUCAUGAGCCCACUCCGCAGCGAUGCGAGCGAUGCUGUGGCGACCAACUUCGCGUUUGGUCGCAUAGCGUUUGGGGACGGCGCGCAAAUGUCACACGACCUGAGCUAUGUCAAAGAGGACGCCAAAGGCAAAAAGAAGGGACCGUCUGAUCCCAAGACAGCCCUGGCGAAACUCGAGGCGCAAAAGAAGCGUGUGGCGGGCAUGCCCGAGGACAAGCGCAAGGAGGUGCUCGAGAAGGAGACAUGGCUAGCCGCCCGGCGCCGGGCCGAGGGGGAGAAGGUGCGCGACGACGAGGCCAUGCUCAAGAAGGCGGUCAAGCGCAAAGACCAAGCCAAGAAGAAGAGCGAGCGUGAGUGGGCGGCGCGUAAGGAGGGUGUCGAGCAAGCCAUGCAGGCGCGACAGAAGAAGCGCGAGGACAACCUGCGCAAGCGUCGCGAGGAGAAGAUGCUAGGCAAGGCGGGCAAGAAGAAAAAGGGUGUGGCCACCAAGGGCGGGAGGAAGAGCCGGCCCGGAUUCGAGGGUGUAGGCUUGGGUGGCGGCAAGCGCAAGUGAGGGGAGUGAGUCUCCCAGCAGACAGACCCGCGUGUUAAAUGUUGGCUUGGCCUCGGCGUGGCAACACAACACAUUCAAGUUGAGGUUUGUGGUGCUCAGGACGGGCUCCACAAGCGCUUUUACUUGAUGGCGCGGUUUUCCGCUUAACCGAUUGUCUGCUCAGAUGUUCCUUUUGUUUUGUUCUCGGUUGCUGGGUUCGGCCUGAUAUGUGGCGUUGGUGGGCGGGCGCGCUCCUUCUUUUCAUAGUUACGAUUCAUAGGGUGACGGUGUGGUGUUUCAGCAUUUACAACGGACAUGGAAAAUAAUAAGUCAUUAAAAAUGAAAGCAACCCAGCCAACGGCUCGUGCCAAACAAUAUCGUAGACGUUUGGACUGGUAUGUAUGGGCUAGAAAUCUUUCAACCGCAUAUUUCGGUAACCAACGUG